This is a messenger RNA of Pungitius pungitius (ninespine stickleback), 470 nucleotides long. RefSeq names its product histone H2A-like. The transcript has a single exon. The record is from RefSeq and is a predicted model, not a curated record. Lineage: Eukaryota; Metazoa; Chordata; Actinopteri; Perciformes; Gasterosteidae. Gene Ontology annotation, molecular function: structural constituent of chromatin; DNA binding; protein heterodimerization activity. Gene Ontology annotation, biological process: heterochromatin formation. The coding region runs from base 72 to 455 and encodes 127 amino acids. Gene Ontology annotation, cellular component: chromatin; nucleosome.
UAAAUAUCCGGAAUCGCCUCAGCCACCAAGCAGUUCUCUCGAGAAACCUGAUUCUACACCCUGAAAACAAAAUGUCCGGAAGAGGAAAGACCGGCGGAAAGGCCCGAGCCAAGGCCAAGACCCGCUCGUCCCGCGCCGGCCUCCAGUUCCCCGUGGGCCGCGUCCACAGGCAUCUGAGGAAGGGAAACUACGCCCAGCGCGUCGGCGCCGGGGCCCCGGUGUACCUGGCGGCGGUGCUCGAGUACCUGACCGCUGAGAUCCUCGAGCUGGCCGGAAACGCAGCUCGCGACAACAAGAAGACCCGCAUCAUCCCGCGUCACCUGCAGCUGGCGGUGCGCAACGACGAGGAGCUCAACAAGCUGCUGGGCGGCGUGACCAUCGCGCAGGGCGGCGUGCUGCCCAACAUCCAGGCGGUGCUGCUGCCCAAGAAGACCGAGAAGCCCGCCAAGAAGUAGACCCCCCCCCCCCCC